AAUUUCCUAUGUAUUUUUUUUCUCCGUACGAGGCGCUAGUUGUUCAUUGACUGUCAAAAUUAUUAUUUUUCUCAUUCACAAAAGUGGAAUGUGAAGAAAAAAGUGUAGUUUUUAGUGUUUACUGCAAAAUAUUGUGCGAAAUAAAGUUUCCAAGUGUUUCCUCAACAAUGUCCGAGUCUUAUGAUUAUUUGUUCAAGUUUCUCAUCAUUGGAAGUGCUGGGAUUGGAAAAUCUUGCAUUUUGCAUCACUUCAUUGAAAGCAAAUUCAAAGAUGACUCCUCACACACAAUUGGUGUGGAAUUCGGCAGUAGAAUUGUGAAUGUGGGUGGAAAAUCGGUGAAGCUUCAGAUUUGGGACACUGCUGGUCAAGAGAGAUUCCGUUCAGUGACACGCUCCUACUACCGUGGAGCAGCUGGAGCCCUCCUUGUGUACGACACAACCUCCAGGGAAUCCUUCAAUGCACUCAGCAAUUGGCUCAAUGAUGCCCGUACCCUUGCCAGUCCAAACAUUGUGAUCCUCCUUGUGGGAAAUAAGAAGGAUCUCGAGGAGGAGCGUGAGGUAACCUUCCUGGAAGCGAGCACAUUUGCUCAAGAAAAUGAACUCAUCUUCUUGGAAACGAGUGCAAAGACCGGGGAGAAUGUCGAGGAGGCCUUCCUCAAGUGCUCCAAGACCAUCCUAGCUAAAAUUGAGACAGGAGAACUCGAUCCUGAACGCAUUGGAAGUGGCAUUCAGUACGGUGAUUCAGCUCUGCGCAAUCUUCAGACGCGACAGAGAAUCUCCCGAACUCCCGAUUGUGUCUGUCGCACUUAGAGAGUCACAAACAAACAAACAAAAAUCGUCCAUGCGAUUCCCCGCGCACUUUAUUUCCAUACAACGGAAAAACACGCACCACCCCCCUCUUUUUUUAUUACUCCCCCAUCCUCCCCAUUUAUCUCGCGGAGGAAAUGUUAAUUUGUGGGCACAUGUUCGAAAGAAUGCGACUAGUUUAUUAUUUAUUUUUAUAUUGAUUGCAAUUUGUGAGUUGUGACUUUUGUUGGGUAAAAAUCUAUGAGAAAAAAAAUCUCAUUAAAUUUUAUCUUGCAUUGUGCCACGUAGGGAGUGAAAUUUUGCAAAUUUCACUCAAAUUUUGUCAAUUAACUGCAUUUAUAUCUCUCUAACAUACUCAUUUAUCUCUUUUGUUUUCAUUGGGCCACAUAAACAGUCACUACUGUACAAAUUCUUAUCUUUAUUUUGUUUAACAAUCAUUGAGAUAAAGAAUAGGACAAAAUUGUCUCAAGACAAACUCGAAAUUCCCCUCCAAUAAAUAUUAAGCUAGCCGACAAUUUUUGUGCAAUUUUGUGUCAAAAAAAAAUUCAAAAGAACUCAUAAAGUAUUAAAUGUAGUGAAUAGAAUAAUGUAGAUGUUAAUAGAGAUGGCAUUCUUUCACAAAAUAAUUGAAAACACAAAAAAAUCUAUUUUUGUAUGGAAAUCCUACCAUUUGAAAAAAAAUCAAUAACUUCUAUGUAGAAUGAAAGACAAAAUGUUCAAUGCUAUCUAAAAGAUAAGAAAUUUGUGUAUCACAAUUUAGAAUAUCUACUAGAGGGGAAUUUUGAGCUUCAAUUGGAGAUUAUUUUAGAAGAAAAAAAAUUAUUUUAAAUUGAUUUUCUUUAAAAGAAAACAUUUUUGAAUGAUUCACGAAGAAAUUAAUAUUUGACGAAAUUAUUUUUUCAGAUUGUUCACGGAAAAUCUAGAAAUGGAAAUUGAUACACCUUGUGAGAAUUCUCUUUACAUUUAGUAUAGUAGAAAGUUAAAGAGAACAAAAGGCAUUGAAAUUGUUUAAAUUGGAUGCGAUAAAAAUCAUAAAUUAAUUAAGGUAAAUAAAAAAAAUAUUCCAUUAUACACGUUCUUUCGGGAGAUUAAAAUCGUUUGAAAAAAAAUCUCGGUUCUCUUUUGUAAUUAGCAAUUAUAUUAUUAUUCUGUGUAAUUUCAAAAUAAAACCAGUGUACAUAAAAUCA
Molecule: messenger RNA, 1993 nt
Organism: Lutzomyia longipalpis
Lineage: Eukaryota; Metazoa; Arthropoda; Insecta; Diptera; Psychodidae
Gene: Rab4
Product: ras-related protein Rab-4B
Exons: 4
Coding region: 168-809 (213 amino acids)
Biological process (GO): Rab protein signal transduction; regulation of endocytosis
Cellular component (GO): endosome
Molecular function (GO): GTPase activity; GTP binding
Source: RefSeq, a predicted model, not a curated record